CUAGUGCGCCCACAGAGAUGUCGAUUUCGAUCCCUUGUUCCCGUCGAGCUCCGAUUGGCACCAUCGGAGCACUCAUGUUUCAGCUCCUGGUGGUGCCACUGGCGGCAGGGCCAAUAGCCUUGCCCGGCUGCCCCGAAAGCUGCGGCCACAUUACCGUGCCGUACCCUUUCGGCAUCAGCAAAGGCUGCUUCCACGAGGGCUUUGGUCUCACCUGUGACGAGACGCAGUACCCACCGAGGCUGUUCUUGGGUGAUGGCAUGGAAGUGCUUGGCAUCUCCUUGACUGAUGGCACGGUGCGUAUCCGGAGCAAGGUUUUGCGAUCAAGCUUCUCUGAGUUCAACGGCUCAUGGUCCGGCCCUGCAGUAACCUGGCCCUUCUCGGUAUCAAGCGCGUGGAACUGGUUUGUGGCAAUUGGAUGCAACAUCGUAGCUCAGCUUGGCCAUCCAAGGGGGCUCCAUAGUCAGGACGGGAGCCAGACCAGCACCUGUGCCGCUGCGUGCCUGGACAACCAUCAAAACUUCACUGGCACAUCGUGCUCGGGCAUUGGCCGCUGCCGCGCAUCCAUCGUGUGGGAGCUGCCAUGCUAUGGCAUCCAAGUUACACCACUCGCUGCGCUGAGACCUGACUUGAAUUUAGAUGUUCAAGCUUGAACAGCGAUAGCUAUUACGUUUUCGGAGAUUAUGAAAAAAGACGGUGCCACUGUUCUCAAGGAUACGAGGGCAACUCUUAUAUCACUUAUGGGUGCCAAGGUAUGUUAAUAGUACUUUCAGCUGCGUUCUUACGUAGUUGUGGUAGUUAUAACAUUACAAAAGAACAUGCAUGUGCUAUCUUAGUUUUUUCCAUUUGAUGUAUAAAC
Molecule: messenger RNA, 856 nt
Organism: Triticum aestivum (bread wheat)
Lineage: Eukaryota; Viridiplantae; Streptophyta; Magnoliopsida; Poales; Poaceae
Product: wall-associated receptor kinase 2
Exons: 1
Coding region: 18-650 (210 amino acids)
Molecular function (GO): polysaccharide binding
Source: RefSeq, a predicted model, not a curated record